Nothobranchius furzeri (turquoise killifish) is the source of this 4105-nucleotide messenger RNA. NCBI's taxonomy places the organism in Eukaryota, Metazoa, Chordata, Actinopteri, Cyprinodontiformes, Nothobranchiidae. The record is from RefSeq and is a predicted model, not a curated record.
AACUACAACCACAGCUGCUCCUACUACAACCACAACUGCUCCUACUACAAUGACAACUGCUCCUACUACAACCACAUCAGCUCCAACAACAACCACAGCUGCUCCAACUACAACCACAGCUGCUCCUACUACAACCACAUCUGCUCCUACUACAACCACAACUGCUACUACUACAACCACAUCUGCUCCUACUACAACCACAGCAGCUCCAACAACAACCACAGCUGCUCCAACUACAACCACAACUGCUCCUACUACAACAACAACCACAACUGCUCCUACUACAACGACAACUGCUCCUACUACAACCACAGCAGCUCCAACAACAACCACAGCUGCUCCAACUACAACCACAGCUGCUCCUACUACAACCACAUCUGCUCCUACUACAACCACAACUGCUACUACUACAACCACAUCUGCUCCUACUACAACCACAGCAGCUCCAACCACAACCACAACUGCUGCAACCACAACCACAGCUUCUCCAACUACAACCACAGCAGCUCCAACUACAUCCACAACUGCUCCAACUACAACCACAGCAGCUCCAACAACAACCACAACUGCUCCUACUACAACCACAGCUGCUCAUACUACAACCACAGCUGCUCCUACUACAACCACAACAGCUCCAACAACAACCACAGCUGCUCCAAAUACAACCACAACAGCUCCUACUACAACCACAGCAGCUCCAACAACAACGACAACUGCUCCAACUUCAACCACAAAUGCUCCAACUACAACCACAGCAGCUCCAACAACAACCACAACUGCUCCUACUACAACCACAGCAGCUCUAACAUCUGCUCCUACUACAACCACAGCAGCUCCAACCACAACCACAACUGCUGCAACCACAACCACAGCUGCUCCAACUACAACCACAGCAGCUCCACCUACAUCCACAACUGCUCCAAGUGCAACCACAGCAGCUCCAACAACAACCACAACUGCUCCAACUACAACCACAACUGCUCCACCAACAACCACAACUGCUCCUACUACAACCACAACUGCUCCUACUACAACCACAACAGCUCCAACUACAACCACAACUGCUCCAACUACAACCACAACAGCUCCUACUACAACCACAACUGCUCCUACUACAACCACAACAGCUCCAACUACAACCACAACUGCUCCAACUACACCCACAACAGCUCCAACAACAACCACAGCUGCUCCAACUACAACCUCAACUGCUCCUACUACAACCACAUCUGCUCCUACUACAACCACAGCUGCUUCAACUACAACCACAGCUGCUCCUACUACAACCGCAACUGCUCCUACUACAACCACAGCAGCUCCUACAACAACCACAGCUACUCCAACUACAACCACAACUGUUCCAACUACAACCACAGCAGCUCCAACAACAACCACAACUGCUCCUACUACAACCACAGCUGCUCAUACUACAACCACAGCUGCUCCUACUACAACCACAACAGCUCCAACAACAACCACAGCUGCUCCAAAUACAACCACAACAGCUCCUACUACAACCACAGCAGCUCCAACAACAACGACAACUGCUCCAACUUCAACCACAGCUGCUCCUACUACAACCACAACAGCUCCAACAACAACCACAGCUGCUCCAACUACAACCACAACAGCUCCUACUACAACCACAGCAGCUCCAACAACAACCACAGCUCCUCCAACUACAACCACAUCUUCUCCUACUACAACCACAACUGCUCCUACUACAACCACAUCUGCUCCUACUACAACCACAGCAGCUCCAACAACAACCACAGCUGCUCCAACUACAACCACAACUGCUCCUACUACAACCACAUCUGCUCCUACUACAACCACAGCUUCUUCAACAACAACCACAGUUGCUCCAACUACAACCAAAACUGCUCCUACUACAACCACAUCUGCUUCCACUACAACCACUGCUGCUUCAACUACAACCACAGCUGCUCCUACUACAACCACAUCUGCUCCUACUACAACCACUGCUGCUUCAACUACAACCACAGCUGCUCCUACUACAACCACAACUGCUCCUACUACAACCACAGCAGCUCCAACAGCAACCACAGCUGCUCCAACUACAACCACAUCUGCUCCUGCUACAACCACAACUUCUACUACUACAACCACAUCUGCUCCUACUACAACCACAGCUUCUUCAACAACAACCACAGCCUCUCCUACUACAACCACAACUGCUCCUACUACAACCACAGCAGCUCCAACAACAACGACAACUGCUCCAACUUCAACCACAACUGCUCCAACUACAACCACAGCAGCUCCAACAACAACCACAACUGCUCCUACUACAACCACAGCUGCUCCUACUACAACCACAACAGCUCCAACAACAACCACAGCUGCUCCAACUACAACCACAACAGCUCCUACUACAACCACAGCAGCUCCAACAACAACCACAGCUCCUCCAACUACAACCACAUCUUCUCUACAACCACACUGCUCCUGCUACAACCACAGCGGCAGCAAGUACGACCACAGCUGCUCCAUCCACAACUGCUGUUCAACCUACAACUACAUCUGCCACAACUACAACCACAACCACUGCUUUUCCUACUACAAUUAUAGCAGCUCCAGCCAUAACCAGUGCAGCUGCUGCCACACCCAUAGAAGCUCCAAUUCCAACCACUGUAGUUCCAACAACAACCACAGUGACUCCUACUUCAACAACUGUUGCUCCAACUACACCUGUAACAACUAUAACCACAGCCACUCCAACCACAACCACAGCUGCUACAACUACAACCACAACUGCUCCAACCACGAAAACAACAGCCUCAAUUACAUCCAGCGUAUCGUUAACCACAACCACAGCUGCUCCUACUACAACAAUUGCUGCUUCAACUACAGCUGCAACAAAUACAACCACAACUGCUCCCACGAAAGCCACUGCUGUUCCAACUACAACUACAGCUUCAACAACUACAACCACGGCUGUUCCUACUACAACCACAGCAGCUCAAACUACUACCACCGUUUCUUCAACGACAACCACGGCUGCUCCUACUACAAUUACACAGCUUCAGCCACAACCACAACAGGUCCAACUAAAACCACCGUAGCUCCAAAGACAAGCGCAGUAACUCCUACUAUAACAACCUCUGCUCCAACUACACCUGAAACAACUUCAACCAUAACUUCUCCAACUACAACCACAGCUCUUUCAACUUUAUCCACUGCUGCUACAACUACAUCAGCUUCUCCAACCACAGCCACAGCUUACAACAACUGCUGCUUCCACCAAAGCCACUACUCUAACAGCAGCUUCCACUACAACCACUGCUUCAACCUUAACCACUACUCCAACACCAACUUCCACUACAACCACUGCUUCAACCUUAACCCCUACUCCAACACCAACUUCCACUACAACCACUGCUUCAACCAAAGCCACUACUCUAACGACAGCUUCCACUACAACCACUGCUUCAACCUUAACCCCUACUCCAACACCAACUUCCACUACAACCACUGCUUCAACCAAAGCCACUACUCUAAUGACAGCUUCCACUACAACCACUGCUUCAACCAAAGCCACUACUCCAACAACAACUUCCACUACAACCACUGCUUCAACCAAAGCCACUACUCUAACGACAGCUUCCACUACAACCACUGCUUCAACCUUAACCCCUACUCCAACACCAACUUCCACUACAACCACUGCUUCAACCAAAGCCACUACUCCAACAACAACUUCCACUACAACCACUGCUUCAACCAAAGCCACUACUCUAACGACAGCUUCCACUACAACCACUGCUUCAACCAAAGCCACUACUCUAACGACAGCUUCCACUACAACCACUGCUUCAACCAAAGCCACUACUCCAACAACUUCCUCUACAACCACUACUUCAACCAAAGCCACUACUCCAACAACUUCCUCUACAACCACUACUUCAACCAAAGCCACUACUCCAACAACAUCUUCCACUAUAACCACUGCUUCAACCAAAGCCACUACUCUAACGACAGCUUCCACUACAACCACUGCUUCAACCAAAGCCACUACUCCAACAACUUCCUCUACAACCACUACUUCAACCAAAGCCACUACUCUAACGACAGCUUCCACUAG